Molecule: messenger RNA, 2901 nt
Organism: Phytophthora infestans T30-4
Lineage: Eukaryota; Oomycota; Peronosporomycetes; Peronosporales; Peronosporaceae
Exons: 9
Coding region: 1-2901 (966 amino acids)
Biological process (GO): ubiquinone biosynthetic process
Cellular component (GO): WASH complex
Molecular function (GO): kinase activity
Source: RefSeq, a predicted model, not a curated record
AUGUCGCUGCCAAGAGCGCUCAAUUGUCCAAACACGCGACAGAGUUGGCUCGUAUCUCCGACAACACAGACGAAGACUGAGACACAGGACAAAGCUCCGGUGCUUAAGCAGCAAAUUGAGGCGACUAGAGAGACGCCUAAGACCCCGGAGGUGAAGAUCCAGACGGAACCUUUAAAGGUAGACAAGAUCGCGUUGCCAGAGGUGGAAAAAAGUGCUUCUGAGCCUUUGAAAAACGAGAUACCUCCUGUUGUGGACGAAGAGCCGCCUAGGAAGGUGUGGGAGGAGAAACACGUGCCGUCGUCCCCGUUGUCUCGUAUCUUGGGCUUUGGUGGUCUUGCAGCUAGGCUGGCAGUGGGUACAGCGACAGAAAUUGUACGUAGUGGAGGCAGAAAUGGUACCUACAAUGCACUGGUGUCCGAUGCCAAUGCCGAGAAGCUGGCCGAGACGCUGUGCACUAUGCGAGGAGCGGCUUUGAAGCUCGGACAGAUGCUGAGCAUCCAGGACGAAGCCAUGAUCCCGUCCAAGCUGGCAGUGGCACUAGAUCGAGUCCGUGAAAAUGCCCACGUGAUGCCUAAAGACCAGCUGCAUCAGCAACUCAAGACCGAACUGGGUGACGACUGGCGCGAUAACUUCCAGGAAUUCGACGACGUUCCCAUCGCCGCUGCGUCUAUCGGACAGGUUCACCGCGCUACGCUGCUGAAUGGCGAUCGUGUGGCGAUCAAGAUCCAGUAUCCAGGUGUAGCCGAGUCAAUUGGCAGCGACCUGCUCAACCUCAAGAGACUGGUGACAUACACCAACAUCCUGCCGCGUGGACUGUACAUCGACGAGAUCAUCCGUGUGGGCAAGGAGGAACUCACAGCCGAGUGCGACUACAUUGCUGAAGCAGACAACCAGGAGCGUUUCAAGCAACUUAUCGAGCAAAACGGCAUGGGGGAGAAGUACGUGGUGCCACGAGUGUACCGUGAGCUAUCCACAGCACGUAUCCUGACGACGCAGUUGAUCUCGGGCGUUGCAGUCGACAAGGCCGUGCAUCUCUCUCAGGACGUUCGUGACAGUAUCGCUCGUCGUAUCCUCGAGCUCACGAUCCACGAGCUUUUUAACUGGCGCUUCAUGCAGACAGACCCGAACUGGAGUAACUUCAUGUACAACGCAUCCACCGACACGAUUGGAUUGGUGGAUUUCGGCGCUGCUCGUGAGUAUCCGAAGUCGUUUGUGGACGAUUACUUCAACAUCGUGUGGGCUGCAGCGAAUGAGGACGAGAAAACGAUGGUCGACUACUCUAUUAAGAUGCAUUUCCUCACUGGCGACGAGUCUCCAGCCAUGAUGCGUGCCCACGUUGCAGCUGGAAUGGUAGUCGGAGAGAAGGGCGAUCAGUUCACAGGCUACGAGAGACUUCAAGCCCAGGAUGUUCCUGGCGCAAAUCCGCUUGAGAGCCGAAGAGAAACUGGAACAUCAGGAGGGUAUCCUCCGCCUCAUCGGUUUGUGCUGCAGCCACAGCCAGAGGACGAGAACAGUGUCAGCGAUGAGCCAGAUCCAGUUGCUGAGGAUCCACUUGCGCGGUACCGGACGAUGCUCAAAGUUGGGGUCCCUCUACCUGCUGUUGAACGGCAAAUGCGCAAGAACGGCAUCAACCCCGCAGCGUUGAACGGCUCCGUUCUGGAAGAAAGUCCCGAGGUCGAAGCAACUGCUACAAUGGCGACCACAGAGCGUCGUAAAUGGCAUUGGAACGAAGUCGCAGCAGCAGAUCGAGCUCCACCUCCGCCGAACGGGUCCGUCUGGACUCGAGACGACGAGGAAGACGCCCAUCAACGCGUCACUGCGUUGUCACAAGCUCGCAUCCAAGAACUUUUCGUGCGAGAGAUUGGCAGAUCUGUCGAAGGCGACGAACGCGACUCGUUGGUGUCGAUGACGAGUGAAACGGAAGUGGCCUUAAUAGCUCAGCGUCCUUCCUGGUCUGUGAAGACUGAGAAGAUCCAAGUGAUGAAAGGAACUAAAGGCACAAACCUCGAGUUUGUGGUAAGCCGACUCAAGUUUCCCUUCGCGAAGGUGGCUCAAGACGUGAACAUCCUGACGGCGAUGUACCUACAAGACACGGACAUCAAGACGAUUCUGGCCAUGUGGCCCAGCGUGGCCGAACAAGUCCUCCUCGAUGAAUACGCGGGAGAUUUCAACGAACUGGGGCGUUGCGAGCAGUUUUUAGUGAAGAUCCGCUCGAUUCCCAUGGCAAAGGAGAAGCUUCAAUGUCUUCUGUUGAAACUGGAGCUUCAAUCUCGUGCUGAAGACCUCAAACAAUUGAUGGAACUCGUGACUCGGGCGUUGAAUCAAAUCUGCUCGAGUUCCAAAUUCGGCGAAGUGAUUCGACUUCUUCGAGACUUUGGUAACCUGGCCAAUGAGGAGUUUGUGGCGAAUUACCGAGCAAGAUUCUCGCUGGAAUCGCUGCUCAACUUGAGUCACACGAAGGCAUUCGACAAAAAGACCACCAUCUUCGACGCCUUCUUGUAUCUGCUCCGGACUGAGAAGGAUGGAAACUUGGCAAAUUUCUACGAUGAAAUCCACCUGGUCAUGCAGUGCAAGGGCGUGUCUGUGGGCGGUCUAACCGUCGAGUUGGGCCAGCUUCGCGAGGGCCACCAGCUUGUAAAGUCGGUCGCAAUAGCAAGCAGCAAGUCCUCAGACAAGGACGCAAAGCUCGCACACGACGCUUUCAAUCAAUUCGCUGAUGAAAUCGACGACAAGUUGCGCGGUGUGCACGAAAGUUUCGACAAAAUGGAAGAGAGUCACCGUAAGUUUGUGUCGUGGUUCGAGGAGAAUCCAAACGUGCAGCUGGACCAGCAUCUCAAGGCGAUCGCCCAGUUUGCGUCUGACGUCAAAGACAGAUUUGCAGUACUCAACUUUUGUCUUUAG